UACAAAAACAAACCCAUUUCCUGCUGAGCAACAUUUUUAAAGGCCAUCCAGAUUUUCCAGUAGUGCUCUUUGUAAGUGGAUGUUACUGAGAGACAGAAAUAACAAGAGAGAAAACAGUUUUAUUCUGUUUUAUCAAUCAGAUAAAAUAUUUUCCUUUAAACACCCACAGUGAGCAUUUGAUUGGAUCCAAGUCAGUAGAUCUUGAUUUGUUGUAUUUUAAAUACAGUAAACAGGAGCAACUAAAAAUGAAUGGAAGUCAAUGCAGUGUCCUCUGCUGAAAAAGAUGUGUGACCUUGUAUUUGAUACAAUAUAAGGAGCGUUUUCCUAACUAUCAGUUGCCCAAAGAAUAGUUUUAAAUAAGCAAUAUGUUUUCUCUUUCAUUUUCCUUUAAAUUAAAACUUUACCUUCUGGAACAUGAGUUAAAUCUGAGCCUUUUCUGUCCUGAGCUGUUUUUCAGUCAGGCAUUUUUAAGAUCAAGCCGUUUGUGUGAGAUCAUGUGACCCGUUGCUCCUCCUCCACUGCAGUAUAAAGGCUGGUAGUUCAGCCCAUCUUUGCUCUUCCUGGCUAAUCCCCAUCACAGAUUCUUCAUAUAAAACUGCCAUGGAGCUCAACUGCAGAAACCUUCCUGAUCUCAGAGAACUGCCUGUCACACCUGAAGAGUAAAGACCCCAGCGACCUGUACAGGGUGACCACACCUGUAACCGGACGCCAGUCCCCCUCACCACUCCAUUAAGGUUCCUAAACAUCUGAGAGACCAUAGCUGGUUUCCACUGCAGGCUGCACAAUGGACAGAAGGACACCAAACCGCUCAGGAUGUCCUGCCAUCUACCAGAAGGAAACCACAAAAACUAACUUUGGGACAGUGACCAGAGUCACCGUUGGUAGAAAUGAACUGAACAAACCAAAUAAAACCAUUUUACUUGUUGGUGAAAAAGGAGCAGGAAAGUCUGCUCUGAUCAACGCUCUGUUCAACUACACCAUGGGAGUGAGGUGGCAGGAUAAGGUCUGGUAUCAGAUCAUAGAAGAUGGAGGUCAAAGUCCAACAUCAGAUGUCAUCAUGUAUGAGAUCUUUGAUUCUGAGAAUAAAACUUUGCCCUACUCUCUCACCAUCGUUGACACGCCUGGUUAUAGAGACACAGAUGGACUUCGACAUGAUGUCAUCAUUAAUCAAAAAUUGUUUGAUUUGUUUCGGUUAGAAGACGGGAUCCAAGAGGUUCAUGCGGUUGGUGUGGUGAUGAAAGCAACAGAAACGAAAAUGAGUGACCAACUGUCAUACGUCUCUGAUUCAGUGAUGUCUCUGUUUGGAAAAAGCUUGGAGAAAAACACAGUGGCAUUCAUUACUCACUCAGAUAGAACAGCACCUAGCAUUUCUCUCAAGGGUCUUCAGGCUGGAGGAAGUCAAUGUCCUUACUUCAUAUUCAAUAAUCGUCAGUAUGAGGCCCAAACAGAGAAAACUAGCACAGAUCUGGAAGAAGCAUGGAGACUGACAGAGAGGGGAAUGAGCCAGUUCACAGCUUUUCUUCAAAAGGUCUCAGCUCAGCAGCUGCAGGUAACAGUCAGCUUUAACUCAUUCAUCAGACUGACAGCCUCCAUCCAAAACCUGCAAGAGAAAAUCAAACUAACUGAACUGAAACAGAAAGAAAUCAAACAGAUUCAAGAAGCUAUGAAGAGACACAAAGAAGAGGCGAAGUUUAACAAGAAAUUAAUUGUGGAGGUAGAUGAAGCCUACAAAGAUAAAGAACUUAUUGAAGGUGAGACGUCAUUCUUUAAAUCAGCUGUCUGCUGCACCGUCUGUGAGGAGAACUGCCACUAUCCUGGAUGUACGAUGGCCCUGAGCCCUGAAGAGUGUGAGGUCAUGCAAUUAACAUCCUGCACCAUUUGUUCUGGGAGAUGUUCUGCAUCAAAACAUGUUAAAGGCAACUGGAGGUAUGUGACCAAGACAAGAAAAGUUCAGAGAACCAAGGAGGAAUUAAAACAAAGAUAUUUCAAGAGUAAUUCAGACACAAAGGAGACAAAACUUACAGAAGCUUUAGUACAGGAAAUGGAACAACUGAACAGAAAGAAGGGAACUUGGAUAGAAAAGUCGUAUCAAUGUGCCAUCAGAUUGGAUCCAACUCUCCUCAAAGUGAAUUCAGUUUCCACAUACAUCAAUUUGGACUUCCUGAUCAAGAAGAUAAAGGAUGACGGAAACACAGAGAAGGUCCAUAAAUUAGAAAUGAUAGACAGCCAGAUGGAUGGAGGAGCCAAAUCAGUCAUCGGAUGCAAGGUUGACAGCACAUCCAUACAACAUAUAAUCUCUAACAGUGAUGUCAUCAGCUCAGAAACUCUGGUUAUCUACCAGCUUAAAACAAGAAAAGAGACUGUUGAGACCCUGACCAGAGUGACCUUUGGUAAGAAAAAACAGAACAAGCCAAAUAAAACCAUCCUGCUUGUUGGUGAAACAGGAGCAGGGAAAUCUACUCUGAUAAACGCCCUGGUCAACUACGCCAUGGGAGUGACAUUUGAAGACAAAGUCUGGUUUCAGAUAGUAGAAGAUGAGAACAGAAGUGAGACAGAAAGCCAGACAUCAGAUGUGAUUGUGUACCAGCUCUUUGGUUUUGAAGGUAAAACUCUGCCCUUCUCUCUGACCAUCAUCGAUACUCCUGGAUAUGGAGACACUAGAGGGAUUGAACAUGAUGUCAUUGUCAGUGAAAGAUUAUUUGAAUUGUUUCGAUCAGAAAAUGAUAUUCAUGAACUUCAUGCGGUGGGUCUGGUGGUGAAGUCGAGCGUGAAUCGUCUGAGUGACCGACUGCAGUACAUCUUUGAUUCAGUGAUGUCUCAGUUUGGAAAAGACAUUGAGAAAAACAUUGUAGCUCUGGUCACUCACUCCAAUGGAAGAAGACCAAAGGACUUGCUUCAAGCUCUCAAUGCUGCCAAGAUUAAAUGUGCCAGAGAUGAGAAGGAGCAACCUGUUUACUUCCUUUUCAAUAACUGCCAACAUGAAGAACGAAUAGAGGAAGAGCAUCAUAAAAAUGCUGAUAAAAUAGCAAUGGGAGGUCUGAGUUACUUUACUGCCUUUCUGGAAAAAACUGCACCUCAAAAACUAGACAUGACUUUAGAUGUUCUCAAUGAACGGAUCAGAUUGUCUGCCUGCAUCCAGAACCUGGAGGAAAGAAUCCGUCUGUCUGAGCUGAAAGAGACAGAAACUAAACAGAUUAAAGAAGCUCUGGAGAACCACAAAGAAAAGAAGGAGAAGAAGGAGAAGUUUGCUGUAGAAAUUCAUGAAGCAUACAAAGAAAAAGAAGAAAUUGAAGGAGAGAUGUGGUUGAUGACUUUAAUUAAAGGAGCAGUCUGCUGUACUGUCUGUGAGGAAAACUGUCACUAUUCGGGGUGUACUAAACUCCCCAAAGACUGCGAGGUGAUGAAAGAUGGCCGCUGCACUGUUUGCUCUUCAAAAUGUCCCGUAUCUACUCAUGUGAAAGGAAAGUGGAGAUAUGUGACAAAAACGAGGAAAGUUCAGAUGAAUAUGGAAGACAUAAGUAAAAGAUCAAAAAUACAAAGACGUUUGAGCUUUUUAGAGAGUUUUAAGGAUGAAAUCACAGACCUGAAAGCAGAGAAAUCUAAUUUGCUUGAAGAGAGCUUCCAACAUGUUGUCAAUCUGGAGCAGAUUGCUCUCAAAGUUAAUUCUGUGUCCACAUUUGUCCACUUGGACUUCUUGAUUGAUAAGAUGAAAGAAAAUGGAGACACAGAGAAGGCCCAAAAGCUAGAGGAAAUAAAGAAAAAGGGAGAUGAAGGAAUUGGUUCCAUAUUGAAGUACAUGUGGGGUAAAAUAAAAAUAAAGUGAAAGAAGAACUAAACAGUCAUCUGGGAACCCUCUGACUCUGAUUUGAUGUCUGCAUUAUAUUUUUCAAGUCUCUGGAUCAAAUUAGCCACAAAAUGGAGACUGAUACAUAAAACUGUCAGGAAAACCUUCAUUAGGCCAUUUCUAAUAAGUCAUUACGGGUUUAUGGUUAUAAUCCGAUCCACUACAAUGUCAGUAAAAUACGAGAUGUGUGGAUUGCCAAAUAGUUUUUCACCUCUAUGGGUAGGUUUUAUGUUUCUACAUGCAUGUGUCAGGAUGGUUAAGUCUGCCUUUGAAAGUUACCAGAAAAAUAAUUAGUUUGACUCCAUUGUGUGUCAAGUGUCAGGUUUGGUGUGGGGAGGAUUCUGAUGUGGGGAGCCCACUUCCCCUGUGAACGAACUUGACUUGCAAAGGAGCAUGAACUCAAGAAAGCUAUUAUGAGGAAAUGAGGACCGGUGGACCGCUUGCCAUGAACAAUGGACCGGAAUAAUAGAAGAAAUCUGCAUUAUGGAAAAAUUGACACAUCGUUUGAGACUGCAGAAAGCACAAAUGGAAGAUGUUGUUUUCCAUUUAUGCUAAAUUUUUCGGAUUGUAAUUUCCACCAAUUUAGUUUUCUUGUUUGGGUAGUUAGAAUAUAUUUAAGUUAGUUUAGAACCAAAAUUUGUAAUUAAUUUUUAUAUUUGGGAUUGUUUAGAUUGCGUUGCUAAUUGUUAGACCCUUCCAUUAAUUUGCGUAAUUAAGAACACCGGGUGCUUGGUGGAGGUUUGUUGUUUGGUAAAUGUCUGGUGUGUUGACAGGAGGUUUUAUAAAUUAUUUAUUUUACCUCUUUUUAGAGCUUCAAACGUCAAAUUGAGAUUAAUUUUUGUUUUCGACUAAGUUGCAAGACAUUUUUUGUAAUUAUUUUGUCUCUACUUUUGCAAUAAAUAAAUCAUGUACAUUUUUACAAAACAAUCAAGUCGGAAGUGCGUGCAAAUCAAACCACCUGUUACCACCAACGGCCUUUGUUUGAAAUUUUGGGUUUUGGAACAUAGAAGGCCGCGACAGAAGAAAAGUGGACAAAUCAGGAAAAGUACUUCUGAUGGGAAAAAGGUCAAAGUUUUAUGCUAUGUAAUGUUGAAUGUGAAUUGUCCAUAUAUGUUAUGAAAAACGCUAAUAAACGGUUUUGUUCCAAAGGUU
Messenger RNA from Xiphophorus couchianus (Monterrey platyfish), 4996 nucleotides. RefSeq lists its product as uncharacterized. Gene Ontology annotation, molecular function: ATP hydrolysis activity; GTP binding. Bases 785 to 3823 code for a protein of 1012 amino acids. Lineage: Eukaryota; Metazoa; Chordata; Actinopteri; Cyprinodontiformes; Poeciliidae. The transcript has 6 exons. The record is from RefSeq and is a predicted model, not a curated record.